Scylla paramamosain (green mud crab) is the source of this 8674-nucleotide messenger RNA. RefSeq lists its product as uncharacterized. Gene Ontology annotation, molecular function: DNA-binding transcription factor activity, RNA polymerase II-specific; RNA polymerase II transcription regulatory region sequence-specific DNA binding. The record is from RefSeq and is a predicted model, not a curated record. The transcript is spliced from 2 exons. Bases 143 to 3679 code for a protein of 1178 amino acids. Gene Ontology annotation, cellular component: nucleus. Gene Ontology annotation, biological process: regulation of transcription by RNA polymerase II. NCBI's taxonomy places the organism in Eukaryota, Metazoa, Arthropoda, Malacostraca, Decapoda, Portunidae.
GGUGUUUACAUUUAGCUGCGCCUGAGUUGGGAAGUCGUCGUUGUCAUCCACUUUUUCCUCUUUUGUCCCUUCCUUGUCCUUCCCGCGGCCCAACACGCACGCUGAUGAGGAGCCACGACCUGCCGCAGUGACCAGCCUCAUCAUGGGUGACAGCAGCCAGUCGUGCCGGGGCUUUGAGACGCCGACCCUGGGGAACGACCUGUGGCCCAUGGGGUUUGAUGUGGACCUGGCCCUGGAUGCCCCGGGUGUCCGCAAGGGUCCCGGAGGCGGCCUGGUGUCUGGCAGCCUGGGCGGCGGCAGCGGCGGCCUGAACUCCAUGCCAGCCGUGGGCGGCGGGGGUGUGGGCGGCGGGUAUGGGGACAUGCACCACCUGUCGGGCCUGUCCUCCAUCCUGCCACGCUUCGACGACCUGCACCCCGGGGACAUCUGCCAGAUGACAGACCUCACCAACUCCCUGCCCAAGGGAGACAGCGAGACUGCCCAGAGCCUGCUGGCCAAGCUCACCUGCCAGGAUCUGGGCCCUGACCUGUCGUCCGGCACCGACCCCAGCCACAAGGAGCUGGAGUCAUCCCUGUUCGAGCAGGCCCCAGCUGGCAUGGCCCCGGGACACUCUAGCUCUGGCCCGGGCAUGGCCGUGGCUCACAAGGCGCCGCUGGAGUCCGCUGACGUGUAUGGGCGGAUCACCUGCUUUGGGGGCAAGCUAGUGCUGCAGCUGCGGCACAUUAACGUCAACACCAACUACACCCUCAAUGUGAGCGUGUGCUGGCUGUGCGGGGAGAAGGUGAGUGCCGGCUCCCAGCUGUGCACCCACAAGCACUCCCUGCAUGGCAUGUUCCAAGCCAACGAUGAGUAUGUGCAGCUGGACAUCGAGCACUACAUCAUCCCUGACCAGGCCCUCGACCCCCCCGCCCCCCAGGACGUGGCUCCCGCUGUCCUGUCCCACCCCGACCCCUCCGGCCUGCACCACGACCUGGCCGCCCCCCGGGACCUGGAGCUGCCGGGGAACUUGGCGGGGAGCAGCAACCCCCUAGCCAUUGGCGGGGGUGGGGCAGCACUGCAGUAUGGCGGCGGCCAGGACACCCCCAUGGUGCCCCCCCUCACCUCGGCACCUAACCUGAUGACACCCACCCAGAACCUGAUGAGUCCGGCGGUGCAGGCGAACCCCUCCUGCAUGAACCCCUCCUUUGGCCAGCUGUCCCUGCCCGCCAUGCCCAUCACCUCCAACCAGCCCACUCUCACCCCGGACCUGACGGGCAUGGCGGCUGCCAGCCUGCCACAGGUCAGCCAGCCACUGUGCUCCGCCAACACCCCCAUGUUUGACCUGGCCCACCCUGACUCAGCGCCCGCCAUGGUUGCCGCCUCCCUCAGUGACACCAAGGCCCCCAUCCAGGCUGGCCAGAUGGCCGUAGCCAGCAGCAGCUACUCCCUCGGCAAUAACCUGAACAGCUUCCCUGUAAAUAACCAUCUGGACACAACCGCCCUGCACCCCCAGCCGACCCCCCACCGGGAGGUGAUGCCCAGGAAGCACCUACUGCCCUACCACACUACACAAUUCAUGGCCACCGCCGGGGACUACACAGGCCACGCCCCAGACAUGGCCGCCCCGGAGAAGCACACGGAGGUGCAGUGUCUCACGCCUCUGCACACUGUCACCACCACCUUUGACGUGCGGCUGCAGCGGCAGGAGUUCCCGCCCAGGAAGGCAGAGACAGGCGCCAAGAAGAGGAAGAGCCGGGCACAGAGGAAGCCCAGUGUCAUACAGAUGAAGGACUUCACCAAGGCAGACCCCAGCGAGGCCAUGCAGAUGAAGCCGUUCAGCAUGGAGCCCAUGGAGGCGCUGCCCCAAAAAGUGUACACCUCAGAGCCCCUGCCCGGCCUGCAGGCCAAGACAGAGCAUGGUGUGGCAGCUGGCAGGCAGCUGGUGCGGCCUGACGCCAGCAUUGACGACUGGCUGAAGCACAACCUGCAGGGCGGAGACCUGAUGGUGACAGAUGGCGGCAUCAAGCCUCCUAUGGUGGAGCAGAAGUACAACCCACCGGAGGCCAAACCUGAGGAGCAGAAGGCUGAGGACGGCUGCAGCAAGCCAGACCCACAGCUGUCCCCCUCUGCUGAGCCCCGGGAGCCGGACCAGACCUCCCGGCUGGCGGCACACAUGCUGAGCAAGGGCAUCGACCUGCUGUGCCGCCUGUGCUCACAGGACUUUGGGAAGGACAUCCAGAAGUACAAAAUACACAUGAAAGAGCACGGGGUGGAGGAAAUGUCCUUCUUUGCCUGCUACUUCUGCCCCAAGACAUUCGGCAAGGGCAAGCACUACCGCCAGCACCUCAAGACGCACAUCAGGACGCGGAGGUUUGCGUGCCGCCUGUGCACUGCCAGCUACAGCCGCGAGGCAAAGCUGAGGCGCCACGUGCUCACCCACAGCCAGGACCACCAGACCAAGGAGUACAAGUGUUCCAAGUGCCCCAAGUCCUUCAUCACCAAGGAGUACCUGCACUCACACAUGAAAAUCCACGCCGGGAAGAAGUUCAAGUGUGAGACCUGCGGGUACCUGUGUUCCUCGCCCUUCAACCUGGAGACGCACCGCAUGAAGCACACCGACGUGAAGCCCUUCAAGUGCGAGCAGUGUGAGAAGACCUUUGUGCGGCGCGACUUCCUGGACAAACACAUGGAGCAGGUGCACAAGAACAAGAAGAGCAAGUGUGAGGUGUGCGGCAAGCUGUUCUCUAGGAAGGACGUGCUCAAGAGGCACCUCGCCGUGCACAACAACAAGACCUACGACUGCGAGAUCUGCGCCAAGAAGUUCUCCCGCAAGGACCGCCUGGCCACGCACAGCAAGGUGCACAAGCUGCGCACAGACUACAAGUGCUCCCUGUGUCCCGCCUCCUUCACGCGGAAGAACGUCCUGGACAAGCACGAGAGGAUCCACAAGACCAAGGAGCAGUGUAAAGUGUGCCACAAGUUCCUGGCCUCCAAGAGCAGACUGGAGAGCCACAUGAAGCUGCAUGAGAAGGAGAGCUCCGGCAGCGGCUCGCAGGAGGGCAGCGAGGGCAUCGUGAAGUGUGAGAUUUGCGAGAAGUCCCUCACCAGCAAGCACAUCCUCAGGAAACACAUGAAGGUCAUCCAUGGCAAGUUCCCUGAGAGGAAGAAGAAGAAGAAGGUGGAGGGAGUGGUGGAGAGGGAGAAGAAAUUUGUGUGCCACUGGUGUUCCAAGGGCUUCACUCGGAGCUGUAACCUCAACACCCACCUCUUGAAGGCACACAGCAAGGACCUGGAGGAGGAUGAGUUUGAGGACAACCUUUCCUCCACCCUGCAGCCUCCUAAGGGACAAGGGGACAAGGAGGAGAAGCAGGGGAUCACCACCACACCUUCCCCUUCCACCAGCCUCCCUGCCACAGCCUCCUACCACAGCUUCUCCACCUCAGACUCCCUCCACGGCUCCAUCACCACCGUGGGGGGCAGUGUGGCAGUGGGCACCACCUCCACCACAUUUCCCCUGCCAGCUGUGAGUCUUCCCACCUCCACCCUGUCUCCCACACAGACGCCGGAUCCCCCUGCACCCCUCCAGCUGUCCUCGUCACACUUCCCCACCUCAGCGCCGCCAGAUUCCCCCAUUAAUUUGUCAACAGAUGCUAUCACCGCCGCAGCCUAUCUCCUGGCCUACCCAUCAUAUCCAUACUAGCCUCUGCCUCUCCCACUGUAAGGACACAAUGCCCAUCACUUGCCAGGCCCCAACAGGCAAGUUUUGGGGGUGAUUUGAAUGACAUUUAAGUUUCUUUGUGAUGGGGAUACCAAAGAUGCCGUUUAUAUUUAACGAGUGAUCUGUGACAAAACUCCAUGACAGUAUUUUGUUGUGUUUCUCUUAAAGGUGGCAUUGCAUUUUUUUGGUUUUGUUUUGCUGUUACUUGAAAUCUUUUUUGACAUAACGUUUCCUGUUCCUGUGUCAGCGUGUGGCUUUGGCUUAAUGUUCACUAUGAUGGCUGGGUGGGGAAGGAGGCAUCAGUGAAGCACGCAGUGGGGAAAGUGGUACAAGAGUCACACUGAAGGAAAAGUGGUGUUAAUGUGACUGAAAUAUUCCGGUCAUGUGGAAAAGAAGAGAAAAGGUGAAUCUUGCCACUUAUUAACCAAACACACUUCACUAAGAGGAUGAAAAGUGGGAAGUUUGAUGAUCAUUGUGUAUGUUGAGGGAACAGUGGAUGUGUGUCACUGUGGAGGCAGAGAGAGGCAAGACUGAGGUGCUGUAGCCAGAAGGUGAGGGAUGAGGGGUGCGUAGGAGGGAGGUGGCCGGAGUACAUCCACCAGGAGAACAGGGAGACCAAAGAGAAGGUUCAUAGAUGCGUUGAAGCAAGACAUGUGGGUAAUGGAUGUAAAUAGAGGAUGAAGAAGACAGAGGAAGGUGGGGAAAGGUGCUGUGCUGUGGCAAAUUCCAGUGAAAGGUUUGCAUUGAAGGAAUAAUGGACUGCAAAGUGUCAUAACCAUAAAAAAUGAAUAGGGAAAGAUGUCAUUGGCAGAAAGAGGUAAUUUACUGUGUCAAACCCUAUUGGGAAGUUUGUGAAGGAGGGAAAAAAGAAUGCAAAGUGUCAUAAUGUAAAAAAAAAAAAAAAGGGUGAAUAAGAGAAGUAAUUUGAUGAAGAAAGGUGAUCCACUGUAGCAAACCCUAUUGGCAAGUUUGCGAAGGAGAAAAAUGGGCUGCAAAGUGUCAUAACCACCCCCGCCAAAAAAAAAAAAGUGAAAAAGAAAUAGAGAUAAAGAAAGGUAAUUUAGUGUAAUCGGAAGUUUGUGAAGAAAAAAAGAACUGUGACAUGUUAUUACCAAAACAACUGAAUAAGAAGCAAUUACUAGUUACACAAAAGCAAUGGUGGUGGUGGCAGUGCUGAAAAUCAAACACCCAAAUAUAAAACUGUCACACUUCUGCCAUUUCUGUCACGCACCAGCCAGAGAAUUCAGAGAGAGGCUUGGACGCUGAUCCCUGUGGUGCAGAGAAGUGGUGGAGGGAGGCCCCAAUCUCAUUAAUUUUAAGCCUUAUGAGUAAUACAUUUAUUCUUCCAAAAGUGAGUAUCUGUGGUCUAAGUUAUAGUUACACCCCCCAUACCUGGCUGGAACACACCUGCAUGAAUCUCAAGCUAACAAGGGAAUGUGGUAGUGGCAGAGGUGUGGUGUGUCUGCUAUUCAAGAACCUGGUGUGUGAAUGUGUGUGUAUGUGUGUCAGUAUCGUAAAAAUAUUAAGGAACAUGGUUAAGAUAUCUGAGAAUUUUAGUUUGUGUUUGUGUGUAUGUUUGUGUGUGCGCCCAGCGUAUUAUGAACACCGUUGUUAUUUCCCAUGUUUUGUCACGUUCCUGUAAUUGUGUGAAAUCAUGAAUUGUGUGUGUUCUUAGUAUUCACACCUAGUCAGCUGAAGAUCUUUGUGUGUGUGUGUGUGUGUGUGUGUGUGUGUGUGUGUGUGUGUGUGUGUGUGUGUGUGUGUGUGUGUGUUUCUUCCUGACCACAAAACACUUCCCAACUCUAUUUUUAUUCCCUCCAAAUUGUUUUUUUUUAUACAUAACUUAAAAUUUGUACAGAAGAGGAGUUUUAUUUUACUAUUAUAAUGCAUUUUUUUUAUUUGCUAGGUUUUACUUAAAAGCGAUGUAUGUAUGUAUGUACGUUUGAGGUUUAUAGUUAUUCAGUGUGAAAAUGAAAACAAAAAAAUAGUUAUAACUUAAAAAAGAAAAAACUAUGAAAAAGAGAAGAAAAAAAUGCCUAUAACUCUUAUACAUCCAAAGUGCAAACUCUUGCUCUUAUAUAUAAUAGUUAUACCCCAAUAUACAUUUUUCCCAAUGCUAGGAAUGCUGAGGACUGAAGGUACUACUACUUUAUUUUCAGAGGUAAAAUCUAAGCUAAAUAUAAGGUGAGAUAGAAGUGGAAGGAGAUAUUCUUGUGUGUGUGUGGUGGUGGUGGUGGUGGUGCAGGAGGGGGUGUGGUGUGUGCCUGCUGAGUGUCUCCAAUUUCCAGAUGAGAGGAAUUCACCCAUUCACUGCUUGGCUCAUUGAUCACAUCACUUUCAGACUUUUCUCUCGUUUUCACGGCCGUCUUCAAAUACCGGGUACAAAUUGGGAUGUCUAUUGUUUCAGUCAGCGUUUCCCUCUGUCGUGUAGGUGCGUGUAAUGUUUUGUACAGAGCUUGUUAGUGCUGUCAGUCGUUGCAGUGGAAGGCGUGACGUAUCCUCAAAGUUUUGCUGGUGUGUGGCUGCUGGUACAUGUUUUGUGUGACUACUACUACUACUACUAUUACUAUUCUGUGUACUUACAAAAUUGUUGUAGUUAUGCCGUGUAAUGUUAAUGGUUCCCGCCGCUGCACCCCGUGUACAGAGGAGGACUGGCGGGGCGCUGUCAUAGUUAGGGAAGGUUUACCUGAAGCUACAAUGAACCUCAGAUUGUAGUAUCUUUGUUAUCAUUCCUCUAGAGGAGAAAACCCUAAUUAGAAAUGACAAAAGUAAAUUAACAUAUAUAAAUAUAUAUAUAUAUUACCUAAGCAUAAGUUGAUCUCCUUAUAAGCUGCUACCUGACUUUUCUCAAAGAAAUUAUAAUUUUUUAAUGUUAUAUAAGUAAGAUCCAGUUUCUAAUGUAGUUUUUAAAAAAUAUAUUGCAAAACUGACACCAUCAAAUGCAUUUAGUGUCCAGUGGGAGUUCAGAUAAUGAUGACUCCCUGCCUGACACUGCCCAGUCUAGUGUUUUGUUUGUCAAGAGUCAAGUUGAGGUGUAAACAAACAAACCCAGGCAAGGAGCGGUGCAUUGCCCGUCAUGGCAGCACUGCAUCCCAGACACAGAGUGGCUGCACCUGGCCUGGGCUGCCCUACACUGUCACAGCUCCUGCCUGAUGUGGGUACCUGGCUUGGCACCACACAGCCACACCACACUCCCACAUGCGUCACCUUCACACCGCCACGAGUCAGGUGUGUUUGGGAAGUGGAAAUGAAGCACAAGUUACAAGUGAUCUUUUUCUUCAGUUUGUUGAGAAAUGGCUUGUUCUGGAGAGAUGGGAGGUGUGGAGUGUUGAUGCUGCUCCUCAAACUGUGAACUGUCUGCCACAGGGACCAUAAGUUGUGUUUAUUUUGGAUUGUCUUGUUUAGAUCAACUUCCAUCACUUUUCUGUGUUAUUAGAUUUCAAGUCACAAAGACCAUUAUAAACUGUAAUGUUACUGUGUGUGUGUGUGUGUGUGUGUGUGUGUGUGUGUGUGUGUGUGUGUGUGUGUGUGUGUGUGUGUGUGUUUGUGAGUUCAAAUUAAUGGUAUAAUACCUUAAAGAAAUUACAUAAAACAUAGAAAAAUGAACCAGUUAAAAAAGAUAAGGGAUGCAGUUAAACCAAUCUGCAGAGCUUUGGCUUGUGAACAGUUAUAGGAAACAUAACUCAAGCAGCUCCUCUGUAAGUCACAAGUUGGUGUGUUAACUGGUGUGUACAUGAUGUGGGGUGCUGAUUGGUUCCUGUGGCAGCCAGUGGGGGGCAGGUCAAGGUUCACAUCAUUCUUCAACAUGGAACAAAUUGGUGGAAAUAACAAGGAAAGAAAUGAAAAGGAGAGAGAACAUUAGGAAGUAACAAGGACAAGAGAAAGGAGAAAUUUAAAAUGUGAACUGAAAGAAAGAAGAAACUGCACAAAUAUUAUUUAUAAACUGUAAUGAUUUGUUGCUUUGUUUGUGUGUGUGUUUAUUUAGCAAGACAGAAAAUGAAGGGAAUUGAAGGGAGUUGUGUGCCAAAAAAAAUUACUAUUGUUGUUACUGUGACCCUGAAUUAAUUGAGUUGCCAAAAUUCUGAGGUUUGCAUUGGUAAUUAUCAGCUCUGGGACAUUACUCUGUUGGAUAUUGUGAUGUUUUGUUUCCAAGUGUACCUUCCCCUCCACCCGACUCCAGUGCACACUUCACCUGUACACGCCAGCCUGUCCUUCAGCAUGCAGUGUGACACAGCAGACUGUUGAGGGUCUUACCUGGCUGAGGGACGGGACUCGGGAGGGAGCGUCUAAAUGUUUACCGCUAAUCCUGCAGUAUUUCAUGACCUUCAAUGUACCUAGUUCAAAAAUUAUAUAAAAAAAAAAAAAAAAAAAAGCAAAACAUAUAUACUAGUACUAUAUGAUAUAUACACAUAUAUAUAUAUAUAUUCACAAAUUUUCACUUAAUUUGCUGGAAUGUAUAAAACACUUGCCGGAUGAGGCAUAUUUUUUCUCCUUCGUAUUUUGAGCCGAGAAAAGUUAUUUUUGAUAGAGCGACAGAGCGCCAGAUAACGCGACACGACAAGUCCCAUUACCUCAGCGACUCACCACUGACGAGAUUCUGUCUCCACAAACUCCACUCUGGGAUAAUAUGCACACACGCACAGUACAAAACACUUUAAAGGAGAAGGCAUAUUAGGAGAAUAAUUGUAUUGUUUAGAACCUUACUCAUUGUGGUCUUUCAGUAGCUAAGUAAUCUUUAGGGUCUAGAAUCAUUCCCACCACCAUCGGUCUAAGGCUUGCUGGACGCCAGUAUUAUUGGUAGGGGGGGCCGCCGUGUCUCCCUCCCGUAGCGUUGCAAAUGAAAUAUUAUAAGAUCCAUUCAAUGUUGAUUUGUAUAUAUAUAUAAAAAUAUAUAUAGUUUAAUAUAAAUGUAAUAUUUCAAGUUUUUAUACAAUUACAUUUUUCUUAUAAAUGUCAUUGAAUAAAUUAUUUGUUUAA